AUGGACAUUUUGUCUAGUACCUUUUAAUUAAUGUUAACCCAAAACAAGUGUCACGAAAUUGUUACAAUAAAACCGCAUACAAAAAAAAAAAAAAAUCAACAACAUCAACAUCCGUGCAACCGAGGCCCAGAGCAUGAAAACGAGACUGACAUUUGUCAAACUCCGCAACAUGCCUCUAUACCCCAGCGAAGAAGCACUCGUCAGAGUGCUUAACCAAAGUAUGGCUGCUUUUGGAAAGGUCAAGAACGUUUCCAUCUACAAAAAUGUGGUAGGCAAUGGAAAAUUCCAAUGCUAUGGUGGAGAAGGAUUUAUCCUUCUCGAUACCACCAAUGCCAACGAAACAACCUACCAAGAACUUAAGCCAUUCAUCUACAUACCUGAAUGGCAAACAACCAUCCAAGCCAGGUGGGACAAUGCCCCUCCGGCUUGUAACUACUGCAAACAAAGCGGUCACCUCAUUAAGGACUGCAAUGUGAAGCUUAACUCAGCAAUGGGUUUGCGCACAUGUUAUCGCUGCAAACAAGCUGGCCACGAUAGCAAAGAUUGCGCUAAUAUAAACACACAUUCAAACCAACCUUCAUCCCAAUCAAUGACGACUCAAGAGACGGUGCCCACUCCGGAGUUUGAAAGCCAGCUCUUCAAUACGGAAUCGGAAACUCCAUCCGAUCUCCUCAUCAGAGACGACGGGCCAUUGCUGACACAAAGCCAGCCCACUGCCUCCGAAAAGAACGUCCCUAAAAAAAAUCAAAAAAACAAAUCUUACAACAAACCCAACGGAACGAUCGCUGACUACGCUGAGGCAAAAACAGAUGAUGAAGACGGGGACUAUGAGCCCACGGACGAGGACAUGAAUACCGAUUCGGAUGAGGCCUCCUCAGAAGUAGACAAAGCUGAUAAUCAUAUAUCAGACUCCGAAGCGGAUGACAUCGAGUUGAUUAAGAUAAUGAAUUAUCCCAAAUCAACCUCAUCACUCGACUCGAUCCACGCUCAAGCGCAGAGAUCGUUUAGAUACCAAACAAGCUCGCGUAGUACAACAUCUACACAAAGUACUAACCCAUCCACAGAAACAACAAUGUCAACUCAACAUAUGAUACCCGAAUCAGUCACAGACUCGGAGGACACAACCAUGGAUAUUUUAUGA
Molecule: messenger RNA, 1141 nt
Organism: Umbelopsis ramanniana AG
Lineage: Eukaryota; Fungi; Mucoromycota; Umbelopsidomycetes; Umbelopsidales; Umbelopsidaceae
Exons: 1
Coding region: 134-1141 (335 amino acids)
Molecular function (GO): zinc ion binding; nucleic acid binding
Source: RefSeq, a predicted model, not a curated record